GGCUCCGCCCAGGGAGCCCCCGCCCAGCCCGACCGAUCUCGCCCCGCCUUCAUCAAGCCGCAGGGUCCCUGCCGGCCGCGCCGCGGGGCAGCUCCUCCUCUUCUCCGCCCCGCCGGCUGCGGGCUCUGGGGACGUCAGCGCUGCCAGCGUGGAAACCGCUUCGGGCCGCGAGAGGCGGAAGUAGAGCCCGGCGCCGCGGCUAUUUCGCUGGACGCCUCAGCCAUGGACGCGUCUCUGGAGAAGAUAUCAGACCUUACAUUAGCUGAAAUGGGAAAAAACUUGAAGGAGGCAAUGCGGAUGCUAGAGAACAGUCAGAGAAGAAUAGAGGAGGAAAAUGGAAAGAAGCCAGUAUCAGAAGAUAUUCCAGGGCCACUCCAGGGCAGUGGACAAGAUAUGGUGAGCAUCCUCCAGUUAGUUCAAAAUCUGAUGCACGGAGAUGAAGAUGAGGAGCCUCAGAGCACCCGAAUCCAGAAUAUUGGAGAACAAGGUCAUAUGGCUUUGUUGGGUCAUAGUCUGGGUGCUUAUAUUUCAACUCUGGACAAAGAGAAGUUGAGAAAACUUACAACCAGGAUACUUUCAGACACUACUUUAUGGCUACGCCGGAUUUUCAGGUAUGAAAAUGGAUGUGCUUAUUUCCAUGAAGAAGAGAGGGAAGGACUUGCUAAGAUCUGUAGGCUUGCCAUUCAUUCUCGCUAUGAAGACUUUGUAGUGGAUGGAUUUGACGUGUUAUAUAACAAAAAGCCUGUCAUAUAUCUUAGUGCUGCUGCUAGACCUGGCCUGGGCCAAUACCUUUGUAAUCAGCUGGGCUUACCCCUGCCCUGCUUGUGUCGUGUGCCCUGUAACACUAUGUUUGGAUCCCAGCAUCAGAUGGACAUUGCCUUUCUUGAGAAACUGAUCAAAGAUGACAUAGAAAAAGGAAGACUGCCCUUGCUGCUUGUUGCAAGUGCUGGGACUGCAGCUGUUGGACAUACGGACAAGAUUGGACGUUUGAAGGAGCUCUGUGAGCAGUAUAACAUCUGGCUUCAUGUGGAAGGUGUGAAUCUGGCAACAUUGGCUCUAGGUUAUGUCUCCUCGUCUGUGCUGGCUGCAACCAAAUGUGACAGCAUGACACUGACUCCUGGCCCGUGGCUAGGUUUGCCAGCUGUUCCUGCAGUGACACUCUACAAACAUGAUGAUCCUGCCUUGGCUCUAGUAGCUGGUCUUACAUCAAAUAAGCCUGCAGACAAACUUCGUGCCCUGCCGCUGUGGUUGUCUUUACAAUACUUGGGACUUGAUGGCGUUGUAGAAAGAAUAAAGCACGCCUGUCAGCUGAGUCAGCAGUUGCAAGAAGGUUUGAAGAAAGUGGACCACAUCAAAAUCUUGGUGGAAGAUGAGCUCAGUUCUCCAGUAGUGGUGUUCAGAUUUUUUCAGGAAUUGCCAGGUUCAGAUCAAGCCUUUAAAGCUGCCCCAGUAUCCAACGUGGCACCUGCAGCUGUUGGCCGGGAGAGAGACUCCUGUGAUCCACUGAACCAAUGGCUAGGCGAACAACUGAAACAGUUGGUGCCUAUGUGUGGCCUCACUGUCAUGGACUUGGAGGUAGAUGGCACAUGUUUGCGGUUCAGCCCUUUGAUGACAGCAGCAGUGUUAGGAACUCGAGGAGAGGAUGUGGAUCAACUCAUCAACUGUAUUCAAAGCAAACUGCCAGUUCUGACCUGUACACUACAGCUUCGAGAAGAGUUCAGGCAGGAGGUAGAGGGGGCAGCAAGCCUCCUCUAUGUUGAUGACCCCAACUGGCCUGGAAUCGGAGUUGUCAGGUAUGAGCACGCUAAUGAUGAUAACAGCAGUUUGAAAUCUGAUCCAGAGGGAGAGAAAAUACACACUGGACUUCUGAAAAAGUUAAAUGAAUUGGAAUCUGACCUCAUAUUUAAAAUGGGUCCUGAGUACAAAAGCAUGAAGAGCUGCAUUUACAUUGGCAUGGCAAGUGAUGAUGUGGAUGUUUCUGAACUAGUGGAGACCAUUGCAGUCACAGCCCGGGAAAUUGAGGAAAACUCAAGGCUUCUAGAGAACAUGACAGAAGUAGUUCGGAAGGGAAUUCAGGAGGCCCAGGUUCAACUACAGAAGGCAAAUGAGGAACGACUUCUGGAAGAGGGAGUGUUGCGGCAGAUCCCUGUAGUAGGGUCCGUGCUGAAUUGGUUUUCUCCAGUCCAAGCUUCACAAAAGGGAAGAAGUUUUAACUUAACAGCAGGCUCUCUGGAGUCCACAGAAUACACUUAUGUCCACAAAGUACAAGGAACGGGAGUAACACCGCCUCCCACACCCUCCGGCACUCGAAGCAGACAGAGACUUCCAGUUCAUCUUGUCUCUCUAGGCCAGAAGCCGUUUAAAAGGUCCCUAAGAGGCUCAGAUGCUAUGAGUGAGACCAGCUCAGUCAGCCACAUUGAAGACCUCGAAAAGGUGGAACAGCUGUCUAGUGGGCUAGAACACAGCAACCUAGAGGCCCACAGCCCUGAGCAGGCCCCCAGGGCUCCUGCCCCCACAGCCAGACAGACUGAAGCCCUGCAGAAGGCCCAGCAUCUGGAAGAUGACCACCCACAGGUCUGUAGUGCUGUCAAGUUGUGGUAGAUGCCUGCCUUACUGGUUGGCAUCAGAAAUUGGGUUUCAGUAGGACCUGAGUUAGAGUAUCAGAAUCCUCUGUUGCCAUCCACUGCUGCUUUUCCUGAAGCCUAAGUAAGGACUGUGUACACAGGAGCUGUGGCACAUUUUCUCCUUUAUACAUUCUUUGUAACAAAUUUAAGUACUCAUUGGUUAAUAGUAACUAUCUCUUCCUGAUCAUAUUUAAGUAUAUUUUUAAACACUGGUAAUGCUUUUAAGUUGGCGCCCAGUGUGCCCUGUACUUGGGUCUAUUUAGGACAGAAAGCCCUCAGGAGGCCACCAUGAAGAGCAUAAUAUUGUCUCCUGUGCCGCACAGUAAAGGCUGAAGCCAGCAAGCCUUGGAUCUGCUUUUCAUGAUGUGGCUGCAGCUUCACUUCCACUCACCCUGGGCCCAGCUCAAGACCAGAGAAGUUGCCUCUUGUAGGCUAACAAGUCAGAGCUAGCUGCCUAAUUCUCAUCCAUUUCUUUUCCCCAGGUACUGCAUCCCUGCAGUAGCCUAAGAUGCCCCACCCCGUGCCUUUUUAUCCCUAAAAGUCAAAGCAAUGGAAGAUGCUAAGAUGGUGGGUCUGUGGACUGUAGUGUUGGAAGCCUUAGUUAUACCACAUUAAGCCUAUAAUUAUACUGAUUUGUUGUGAUUUUUUUGACAGUUGCCACUUGUCAAAAUGCAAUCUUUCCAAUUUUUGGGUGCGAAUGAUUAAAUACAGUCUUCCCUGUUUAUUUGAUGGCAAUGAAGUAUAGUAGGUGGCAUGGGAAGGGGGUAAGUUAUCACCUUUAACAGAUUGAUUUUUAAAUGUUUUUAUACAUUUGGAAUUGCUACCUGGUUUUGCUGAAAUAGAAUUUUACUUGAGACACUAUCUGAUGUUGGCUUAAAUAAAGGCUCUUGAAAUUGC
Phodopus roborovskii (desert hamster) is the source of this 3521-nucleotide messenger RNA. It is a transcript of the gene Pdxdc1, whose product is annotated as pyridoxal dependent decarboxylase domain containing 1. The record is from RefSeq and is a predicted model, not a curated record. Gene Ontology annotation, cellular component: intracellular membrane-bounded organelle. The coding region runs from base 223 to 2601 and encodes 792 amino acids. Gene Ontology annotation, biological process: carboxylic acid metabolic process. Gene Ontology annotation, molecular function: carbon-carbon lyase activity; pyridoxal phosphate binding. The transcript is spliced from 24 exons. Lineage: Eukaryota; Metazoa; Chordata; Mammalia; Rodentia; Cricetidae.